Molecule: messenger RNA, 1968 nt
Organism: Macrosteles quadrilineatus (aster leafhopper)
Lineage: Eukaryota; Metazoa; Arthropoda; Insecta; Hemiptera; Cicadellidae
Product: beta-1,4-galactosyltransferase 7-like
Exons: 6
Coding region: 200-1150 (316 amino acids)
Biological process (GO): proteoglycan biosynthetic process; carbohydrate metabolic process
Molecular function (GO): xylosylprotein 4-beta-galactosyltransferase activity
Source: RefSeq, a predicted model, not a curated record
GGGGCUCUGUGCAGUGUGCAUCGUGUUCUGUUAUUAACAUUAGGGCAUAAGAUUUAAAAUUACAGCGUAAUUUUAAGAUUUAUGAUUCAAAAUUUAUGACUUGAGAUUAUGUUUGAAAACGAAAAACUAGACGUGAAGUAUUUUUACUCUUAUUCAAUAAUAUGAGAUAUGUUUGAGUACAAAUAUGUUAUAAAGAGUCAUGCUAUUAUCCGGAUAUAGAAGUAGUGGAAUGUACAAAGUAAAGUUUAUUUUAUUUUGUAUAACAAUUAUAUUUCUUAUUGGCUGUUUUAUAGCGAUUUCAUCUUUGCCCUCAGAAGAAUGCAAUUGCAAACGAGAUAUUCCUGGGAGCAAAUCAAAGUUUAAUCCUAAACAUAAACUUGGAGUCAUUGUGCCUUUCCGAGAAAGAUUUGAAGAACUGCUUGAAUUUGCUCCUCACAUUCAUGAUUUUAUAUCUAAACAAGGAAUUAAUCACAAGAUUUAUAUCAUCAAUCAGGUGGACCAGUACAGGUUUAACAGGGCCUCCCUCAUCAAUGUUGGGUUUCUAGUGGCAGUAGCGGAAGGUUGCGACUACAUAGCCAUGCAUGAUGUAGACCUUCUGCCACUCAACCCUAGCCUGUCAUACAACUACCCUAGUGUCGGCCUGUUCCACAUUGCUUCACCAGAACUACACCCCCGCUACCAUUACCCUACAUUUGUUGGGGGAAUUUUGCUGGUUAAAAAAGAGGACUUUGAAGCUGUCAAUGGGAUGAGCAACAAAUACUGGGGUUGGGGUUUGGAAGAUGAUGAGUUCUAUGUGAGACUGAAGGAAGCAGCCAUAAAUGUAUCUCGUCCAGUAAAUAUCACCACUGGUAUUGAAAACACCUUCAGACACAUGCAUGACCGUGUGGUUCGUAAGCGUGACAUGACCAAAUGUUUCAAUCAGCGUGAGGUGACCCGACGGCGAGACAGACAGACAGGGCUGCGUGACGUAUCCUACAGCAUACAAGCACGCCGCACAUUGAUGAUUGACAAUGCUGCAGUCACAGUGGUCAAUGUGGCCCUACGGUGUAACAGAACCGUGACUCCAUGGUGCUUGUGUAGCGAGGAGAAAAAAUCUAGCACUGCCAACCUAGCAAAGGUGAAAACUGUAAAGAAAGAACCAGCCAGAUGAUCCAAGGGGAAACACUAAACACCCAGAGGUGUUAGAUUUGUUGAAAACGCCCUGUGUAACCAGGUAUUUUAAUUAUGUUAAAUGUGUUUUUAUCUUGUUGUUAAGUGGCAGUACUGAGCAAUUAACUGAAGUAAACUAAGCAUUUGUGCCAAAAAAUGUUUGUUAAUUACCUGAGAGCAACUUUAAUUUCAACAUUUAUAUACUCAUACUCUGUGUGUUGUAUCUGUGAAAAAAAUCAGACUUUAGAAAAAAUAUUCAUUAAUAUACAUCUACAUACGGUUAUACCAAUAGUCAUUAGGAGGUAAGACAGAUUACAAUACAUUUUAAUUUUAUUAAUGAAUUACUUUUUUAAGAUGAAACUAGGCCUUCCUGUAUAAUUGGGUUGAACUAUAAGAGUUUCUGGGCUUCAUAGUUUAGCUAAAUUUGUAGCCUAUGAAAAUACUUUUAAUGUACGUUGAAAGAUAAGACUCAUGUAGGGGACCACGAUAACAACAAUAAGUUUGGAGCUGAUGUUGAUUAUAAACAACUUAUGAUGAACUUUUGAAUGAUGAUGAUUUUUUUAGUAUACUUUUGUGACAUUUUAUGACACUUUAUAAUAUUGCAUGUGGCUUCUUGUAGUUGUAAUCUAUUACUGUUUGCUAACAAUUCCAAAGCUUUCAUAACUGUGAACAGCUUGACAAAGAUAAAUCUCCUGUACUUUUUGUAAUGACAAUAAGUAUGUCAAACCUAAAAGAAUUUUAAAAUAUGUGAUGUGGAAAGCGUAAAGGGACCUCUUGUUGGUCGGCUAUGCAACAUUUUCAGUACAUCCGAUAUAAGUA